Messenger RNA from Gongylonema pulchrum, 321 nucleotides. NCBI's taxonomy places the organism in Eukaryota, Metazoa, Nematoda, Chromadorea, Rhabditida, Gongylonematidae. The record is from the annotation of a GenBank genome assembly.
AUGAAUGCGAACGCAGUACAAAUAACCAUUUAUCCAACGGAAGAGAACAUACGCGAAGGCCGUGAAGGUACAUUUGACUGUCGCGCACGAGCUCACGAUGGCACAACUUAUCCGGAAGUGCGGUGGACUCGUCAAGGUGCACCACUUCCGGCUUCGGCUUAUGAAACCGAUGGGCGACUCACGUUCACGUCGGCAUCACCGUAUGAUAGUGGAACAUACGUUUGCUCGACGACUUACGGUGGACGAAAUUACGAAGCUUAUGCACAGCUCAAUGUGCUGCCUUGUAAGUUCUACCCGGGCAGUUCCCUUUUCCCGAAUUAG